Molecule: messenger RNA, 837 nt
Organism: Corvus hawaiiensis (hawaiian crow)
Lineage: Eukaryota; Metazoa; Chordata; Aves; Passeriformes; Corvidae
Product: lymphotactin-like
Exons: 3
Coding region: 79-372 (97 amino acids)
Biological process (GO): positive regulation of ERK1 and ERK2 cascade; chemokine-mediated signaling pathway; monocyte chemotaxis
Cellular component (GO): extracellular region
Molecular function (GO): chemokine activity; CCR chemokine receptor binding
Source: RefSeq, a predicted model, not a curated record
AACUCACCCCUGAAUGACAAUAUAUAAAUCCUGUGGGAGAGCCACAUUCUGCUCUGCCUUGGCCCAGAAGCCACAGCAAUGAAGCUCCACACUGCAGCAAUCCUGCUCCUCUUCUGGCUUGGCAUCUUCACUGUGCACACAGUUAAAGGAAGCGCUAGUAGUGCGUCCAGUCGCAAAUACAGUUGUGCAACUCUGUCUCCAAGGCAACUGAACAUCCGAAAUCUUGUGAACUAUGAAAAGCAACAAGUACCAACAGAUGCCAUCAUGUUUAUCACUGCAAAAGGUAUCAGGAUCUGUGUAGGUGCUAAUCAGCAAUGGGUGCAGACUGCUAUAAGGAGAAUAGAUGAAAGACGUGCUGCCAAACGCAGAUAAUCUGGUCCUAGACAAGCAUCUAGGACCACCUAGCCGGAAUCAUCAUCAGUGCUGCGCGUAACAAGGAAGAAACCUUACUACCUGCUUUUAUUUCCUUGCUUUUAAUAAAUAGCAGUAAACUCUCUGAACAAACACAAAAUCACUUCCCACUGAGCUGGAAGAGUGUAGGCCUCCAUCCUGAUGGAGAGCAGAGCAUUCUGCAUUGAGUGCUGGUUUUAAGAAGGUGCUGUGUAAGUUAGUUACUCACCCUCACGUGAGACAAACCUGAAACAAUUGGUUUGCUUUUUCCAUUGCUUUUCUCUGAAUAAGAACAAUCCAUGUCCGGAAUGGAAUCUGUAUUUCACAAACUCAUGGGAACUCCUUGCCCUAGAAAACUAUGUACAUAUAAAUGUCUUAUCAUCAUAAAACUGAUACAUGCUACUAACAGCAGGCUUUGGAUUUUAAUAAAGUUACUAAAAACCUGAA